AUGGAGGACGAGGAAGAGCGCAGCGAAGUGUGCGCGCUUCUCUACAGCAACCGUUCGGCGGCGGCAUUCGCCCUAGGCAAAUACACGGCGGCCAUCAGUGACGCCGAAAAGUCCAUUGCGAUGCGUCCGGAAUGGGCAAAGGCGGUGGCGAUGGAGCCGAAUGAUCCGCAUGUGCGGGUGAGCUGCGAGCGGGCGCGCAUUAUGGCCAGGAACGAGGAGAUGGGGCUGCGCGUGAUCCAGCUGCUGCCGGGCAGAGACAUUGCGCUGAAGCCGAAAGGGCUGCAUCCGAUACGCAGCAAGAUUUUCGAGUUCGCCGUGGGCAUGCAAAACUACAUAUAUCUGGUGGUGGACAGCGACACGCGCAAGUGCAUAGUGGUUGAUGCGUGCUGGGACGUCGACGGGAUUCUGGCAGUGAUUGAGCGCGAGCAGCUGCUGCUGGCGGCGGCAGCGAUCACGCACGGGCACUUUGACCACACAGGCGGGAUUCCGCCAGCGCCCUUCUCGUCCCUGCGGAUCCGCGUCACCGGCGUUGGCGAGCUGAAGCGACGGCUGCCGCACCUCCCCCUGCUGGUGCAUCCGCUGGACAUGCCCGAGGUGGCCGCGUCGAACCCGCAGCUCAAGCCGCAGCACUUCACGCCCACGCCCAACGGCUUCACGUUCCGGCUAGGCCAGCGCACCGAGGUUAAAUUCAUGCACACCCCGGGCCACACGCCCGGCAGCCAGUGCCUGCUGGUCAACGAGUGCAGGCUGUUUAGCGGCGACACGCUGUUCCCGGGCAGCUGCGGCAGGGUCGAUCUGAAGGGCGGGUCGAUGGCCGAUAUGGUCGAGAGCCUGCAGACCAGGCUGAGCGCUGUCGCCGACGCUACCAUUGUCUAUCCCGGCCACGAGUAUGGCGGCGAGUGGACCAGCAUUGGCAGGGAGAAAAAGAGAGGGUUUCUUCGGCCAGUCGGCACCGCGGGCUCGGCUCAGGACAAGUGGGGGAGGCUUGACGACGGACCCUGCCGAUAG
Linderina pennispora is the source of this 1008-nucleotide messenger RNA. RefSeq names its product Metallo-hydrolase/oxidoreductase. The transcript has 3 exons. The record is from RefSeq and is a predicted model, not a curated record. Gene Ontology annotation, molecular function: protein binding. NCBI's taxonomy places the organism in Eukaryota, Fungi, Kickxellomycota, Kickxellomycetes, Kickxellales, Kickxellaceae. Bases 1 to 1008 code for a protein of 335 amino acids.